CGGGCGGCGACUACAAGUCCCGGCAAGCUGCGCUGUCGCUCCGCCUCUCCCCCUUCCCCGCCGCCCCCGGGGGAAGAGGAAGACGCGCUGCGGCGGGCAGCGGCCCGAGGGUAAUGGAGUCCUACGACUCUGCCACCGUUCCCGAGAGUAAGUCGUCGGUUUCCGAAAGCGAGGACGAGAUUGAGUUUGUUGGAGAAGGACCCUUAAGACCUGUACUUGAAUGCAUUGAUCUUGUCAGUAGUGAAGAUGAAGAACCUAAUGGCAGUUCUUACGAUCAUAGAAAUGCUAGGCGUAAAGAUCACGUUGACUAUCAGAAAGAAAGAGUUGCAUCAACACUGGAUCGUCUGGCACGCCAUGUUGAAGUGGAGAAACAGCAAAAGGAAGAGAAAAACAAAGCCUUUAAGGAAAAAGUUGAUUCCCAGUAUGCUCACGGGUUGCAGGAACUAGAAUUUAUUCGGGAACACAGUGACACAGAAGCAGCAAGAUUAUGCGUGGACCAGUGGUUAAAAAUGCCGGGUCUCAAACCAGGCACUGUUAACAGUGGAAGGAGGGGGGCUUAUCAGCGAGGAGGUCAGACACAAGUCAACAGCAGUCCCAUUUCUUGUCCUGUGAUGCAUUGCAACAGAAAUUUUGAUAAUGGGCAUCUUCUCCUAGGCCACCUGAAAAGGUUUGAUCACUCUCCUUGUGACCCAACAGUCACAUUACAUGGACCCCCAAAUAAUGCUGUUGCCUGUGUGAUAUGCUGCAAAAGAUUUUCAACCUUACAGCAGUACACUGAUCAUCUUUUAUCUAAGCUAAACGAAAAUGAUGGACAUAAAAAAGAUCUCCCUCCACAGCAUAUUCAGUGUUUUGCAUGCCCACAGUGCUUCCUCCUCUUCACCAAAAGAGAUGAAUGCUUGCAGCAUAUGUCAGGAAAGAAGCACUUCCUCCAGGUUUAUAAAUUGCUUGAAGAAACGAAGGAUGGCCUUCCUCUACCUUUCCCAUCAUAUGCAAAGAAACUGCUGAUAUCUCUCUGCAAAGAGGUCCCCUUCCAAGUGAAGUGUAUAUCCUGCUCCCAGAUACUACGCUCACACAUGGAAUUAACAGCUCAUUUCAGAACACGUUGUCGUAAUUCUGGCCCCAUGACGCUAUCCAAGAAGAGCAUCUCCCAGAUAGCAGAGGUAUUUAAGACAAAAGGUCACUGUGAGAGCUGUGAUAAGCUGCUUGCUGAUGAGAAGCAGAUCAACCAGCAUACACAGAGCACUCAGCAUAACGUUAAAGUUCAUACUACAAUGGAAGAGUCCAUCUUGAUGUUCUGUCACAUCAAUGAAAAAAAUAAAGACUCAUCUCAUUUGACCCAUACUAUGGAUCGAUCAAGAACAUUGCUCAAGAGACAUUUGACAUCAAAUGAAUCAACCAAUGAAAGUGGUUCUCCUUCAAAACGGAGGAGUGAACUACAAGAUAAGAAUGAAGAUAUCAUAGGAAACCAAAGUCAUCGUGAUGCUAGCAAGGUAAAAGCCUGGUUUUGUGAAUGCCUUCGGAAGUUUUUUACGGAAGAGGCAGUAGAAAACCACAUGUUGUCAGCAAAUAGGAUCUGUCACAAGUGUGCUGUGUGUGGAAAGCUUGCUGAAAAUUCAAGCAUUAUCCACCUGCACAUGAGCCGAUUCCAUGGGGGAGCACACUUGACCAACUUCCUUUUCUGGUGCAGAGCAUGCUCUGUAGAUCUCCUCAAAGAAAAGGAUAUUAUGAGGCAUGUGACUGAAUGUCAUGGUGGACAUAGUUACUAUUACGAGCAAGAAGCUUUAGCAGAUGAACCUAUGCCAUCAGUUUCUGACACCGCAUGCAUUUACACGAGUGAAAGGAAAGACUGCACUCCUAGUCCUGUGGAGCUCUCCCCUGAAAAAAGCCCUAUUCUGGGAAAAUGGCAAUGCCGCAUUUGCGAGGAGAUGUUUGAAUCUGAAGACAGUGUUAAACAGCAUUGCAUGUCCCUAGAAAGCCAUGCGUUUCACAGGUAUUGCUGUGGGUUAUGCAAAAGCCACUUUCGGAAAGUAGGAACACUGCAGCGACACUUCCAAGAGCAUCAUAAGGAAGAGACACAAAUUAAAUUCUUCUGUGGCCUUUGUGGUAAUCUCUUUUUUGACAAAGAGGAAGAAUUUCUAAUCCAUUAUAAAGAGCUUCAUAGCAUGGACUAUGCGUUUGUGCCUGAACAGAUGGAAAUAUCAAUAAAAGAAGAUAAUGACUUCCUCCCAGUAGAAAAAGGAGACCGUUUAACCUGUGGCUGCCGGACCAGUUACGUUUCCAAAAUAAACAGGAGGAACGACUAUAUGAAUUGUCAGAAAGCCAUGCUGCAGAAAGGAAACUUAUGGUUUCGCUGUUGCUUCUGUUCCAAAACUGCACAGAACGUUGCCGAUCUGAACAGUCACCUCAACUGCCACGCAUCAGUGAAAAGUAAGCAAGAGAUGUAUGUUGUUAGAUGUGCUGCGUGCAACAAAAACUUUGACGAUCUUCAGAGUGCACAUCAACACUACCACGUGAAGCACUGCUUCUUGCAGAAACCUGAUAUAUCAGGUUUAACACCGGAAGUGGAAAACACAGUAUUCAAGUUCACAGCAAGUGGGGCUUGUGUGGACAAAAAGCCCCAUGAAGCAAAAUUGCAUGCAUAUCCAUCCAAGACUCUGGAAAAAACAGAGUCUCCUCCUCUGCAGGGACCACUCCAUGUAAAGAAAGAAAAAAAAGAAAACUCUGCACACUGUGAAGAGCCUGGUGAAGACAGUGAACUUCCUGAUCUUGACUACUUGAGUACCAUGACUCACAUUGUGUUGGUGGAUCUGGACAACUGGGGAAGCUUAUUCACACAGCUGCCAGCUAACCUAAACCAAGGGACGUUUAUCUGGGGCUUUCAAGGAGGACACAGCAACUGGAAACCUCCAGUGCAGUGCAGAAUUUAUAAUUAUCUUAAGAGGAUUGGAUGUUUCUUCCUUCAUCCACGUUGUGGUACCAGAAGAGAGGCAGCAGACUUUGCUCUCUGUGUUCAUGCUGGUCGUCUGGAUGAGCACUUGCCCAAGCAAAUUCCUUUCACUAUACUUUCUGGAGACAAAAGCUUCCUGGAACUGGAAACUCAGUUUAAGAUGACUCAGCGGUCAGCUCGCAUCCUAAAUCCCCACCACAUUGAAGGAGACAUGAUGUGUGCCUUGCUAAACAGCAUUUCAGAUACCACAAAAGAUAGCGAAGAGGAUGAAGAUAUGGAACUGACAGUGAAAAGGAGCUUAGAAGAAAAAAAGAAACAGGAAGGAUGUUUAAUUCACUAACCCCAAACAAUUACUGCCUAAGACAACCUAAAGAGGAAGAUGCAGAAUUAGAAGAAGCUAUUAAGAGAAGCCUUGAGGAGAUGUAAAUGAAGAUACUUCCAUACACUAACACCGUGUCAUCAAAGCUGCUCACAAAAAUGGAAGCUUGUUCAUCUAUUUACAGAGGUUAAGAAAUACUGCUUCAAAAACAUGUCUGUAUCUUGAAUUGUUAGAUUUAUAAUCUUACGUUCUCUGUCGUGCUGAUGAACAGCUGGAGUUUAUGGAUAUCUGCUGCAAUAUAUUGUGUAUGAUAAGAAUAAAUUUUUAAGUCUUUUCAUUUUCUGUUUCUGGUGGGUGAUGACUAAGUCUCACCAGUCCAGCUGUAUAAGUUGUUGCCUAAUUAGUAGGCUGGUUCUUACUAUGUGUUUUGGUUUUUGUUUUGUUUUUUAAUUAUUAAUGGGUUCUGGUAUUUAAUUCUUCUGUCACAAAAUGUCAUCGUCUUCAUUUACUUUUCCAUGUGGUCUUUGCAACAGAUACAAGUAGUAAGCUCCAGUUAUCUCGGACUGACUUGCCUAGCUGAUCUUGUUAUAAAGAGAAGCUUAGUCCCCAGAUUUAUGAAUUGAACAUAUGGUCUGACUCUUGUCUGUGGACAGUCUUGCCUGAUCACAAUUUUGUCUAUGGACUGUUUGCUGCAAAAUCAGGACCACGGACUGUACAGUUAGUUUCUGUUGGCUUUAUUUUUAUAAAUGUGUGUAUUUUUCAAUGAUAGCAUGGUCGAGUGCUGGCUUUGAUGGCUUAAAGUUUGACAGGUUUGAUACCUCUCCAUGAUUUAAGGAAGAUCUAAGUGGACAGAAGCUGAAUAAAAUUUCCAGUUCCUGUUUGAAAUAGAUGUGAAAGAACUUAAGACGAAUCAUUCCUAUACACUGGUUGUCUUUGCACCUUUCUGUUCAUGAAGAGAUGGCCUUGGAUAAAGUAAUUGUGUUCAUUAUUUUUGUACUGGCCUUAUUUCUAGGUGAAUAAUUCUUUCCAUGUCUAAAAUUAAGCUGUCUGUGCCACAUUUCUCAUUUCCUCCUUUAAAAAUACCUAUGCAAGCUGUCCAGCUUUAUGAGCUUAUUCUACUCCAAUGAAUGAUUGUUGUCAAUCAGUAAGAAACCUUGAUGUAAUAAAAUGCCACCUUUUUUUUUAUUCAUUA
Messenger RNA from Oxyura jamaicensis (ruddy duck), 4458 nucleotides. Its product is annotated as E3 SUMO-protein ligase ZNF451-like. The transcript has 16 exons. The record is from RefSeq and is a predicted model, not a curated record. Lineage: Eukaryota; Metazoa; Chordata; Aves; Anseriformes; Anatidae. Gene Ontology annotation, molecular function: sequence-specific DNA binding; DNA-binding transcription factor activity, RNA polymerase II-specific. Gene Ontology annotation, cellular component: nucleus. Gene Ontology annotation, biological process: regulation of transcription by RNA polymerase II. The coding region runs from base 114 to 3287 and encodes 1057 amino acids.